GAGAUCGCUGUCUUGCACCCAUGCUCUCGAUCCACAGUGCCGUCCCUGCCUUCUCCGCCCCAACGGUGGUGCGGGCGCCGACCCGCGCGGUGGGCGCGACCAUGUUCAACGAGGGCGACAUCGGCGUCACCCCGCCGCUCGGCGUGUGGGACCCGCUCGGCCUGAUUGAGAAGCGCGACAUGCGCCGGUACGAGAUCAUGGAGAUCAAGCACGGCCGCUCCGCCAUGCUCGGCUUCGUCCACAUCCUCGCCAUCCACGCCGGCGUCCGCCUGCCCGGCUACCUGUCUCAGGCGGCGGGCCUCAAGUUUGCUGACAUGCCGGUCGGGUGCUUCGCGUCGCUCGAGGCGACGCCGACCGCGGGCUGGCUCCAGAUCAUGAUCGUCACCGCUAUGGCUGAGACGGGCGCCGGCAACGUGCCCGACCUGCCUGGCCCGUCCGGACUAGCCGGCGGCCCGACUGGCCUUGUCAAGGC
Emiliania huxleyi CCMP1516 is the source of this 472-nucleotide messenger RNA. RefSeq lists its product as hypothetical. The transcript has 3 exons. The annotation marks the transcript as partial. NCBI's taxonomy places the organism in Eukaryota, Haptophyta, Isochrysidales, Noelaerhabdaceae. The record is from RefSeq and is a predicted model, not a curated record.